Messenger RNA from Manis pentadactyla (Chinese pangolin), 2774 nucleotides. It is a transcript of the gene ANKRD53, whose product is annotated as ankyrin repeat domain 53. Gene Ontology annotation, cellular component: spindle pole. NCBI's taxonomy places the organism in Eukaryota, Metazoa, Chordata, Mammalia, Pholidota, Manidae. The record is from RefSeq and is a predicted model, not a curated record. The transcript has 6 exons. Gene Ontology annotation, molecular function: protein binding. Gene Ontology annotation, biological process: regulation of mitotic cytokinesis; positive regulation of microtubule polymerization; mitotic metaphase chromosome alignment. Bases 853 to 2256 code for a protein of 467 amino acids.
AGUGCUUGCUCUGCACCUGGCCUCACAGCUCACAACCUUUCCUUCCUUGUGAAGUGGAGAGUAAUAUCCUCAUUUUACUAAUGCAGAAACUAAGAUGCAGAGAUCAGGUAACCUCCCCCAAGUCACAGGGCUGCCACGCAGUGCAGUGACUUCACUCCAGUCGUGGAAGUGGACGUGAAUCUGAAGUCUUGCAGGCAGGAAGUUUGGAAACACUAUCAACAGUUUAAAACUGUUCAUUCCCUUUUACCUAGUAAUUCAACUUCCAGGAAUCCAUCCUAAGAAACGGAGAUGACCCGUUUUCUUUACUGCAGCACAUGUGGAAUGACAGCGCAAACACUGAUGUUGGGGUCGGAGGCGUCACAAUGGACGUUAGUGCUUGGAAUGACAAUGGAAGCUGGCUCGUAAAAGAACGCUAACUUGAAGGAGGUACAAAAUUGUCUAACGGUAUGUAUGUACAUAAGUAACAGACCGUGAUUUCUGUGGGUGGUGGGAUUGUGGUUUUUAAUUUCCUCGCUGUCCUUUCCUGGUUUUUUGUUCGUUUUACAAUCGGAACCAAAUUUUCGUAAUUUAAUUUCACAGUCAGAAACAAAAGCUAACUGUCUUUCGAUUUAUUGUGUGUGGUUGAUGCUGAGUUUCCAGGAUGCGCCUGCCGGCGCGGCGGUGCCAGCAGCGGCAGAGCCCCCGGAGGCGCGCGAGUGGCCCAGUCGGUUACCAAGACCGGGAAGCGGCGGCCCGGGCGGAGCGCGAGUUCCAGCCGCCGCUCGCGGGCCGCGCAGACGGGACCCUGCCUGAACGGUUGUGGCCGAAGGAGGGGGAGCCAAGCGAAGCAAGCCCCGCCAACAGCAUGUCUCCAUGAGGCCGGCGGAGAAAGUCUCCUUAAAGUUCACGUGCAGUAACGUAGAGCCCAGGAAGCCCAGCCCCAGUCUCCGCGCUGACUCUAGACGGGUGGAUGAGUGGGACCAGGGGGCGAUUGGCAGCUACCAGUUGUUCGCGGCCGCGCUGGGCAACCUGGAAUGGUUACGGUUCUGUCUGAACCAGGACCAUGGGAAAAUCGCUGCUGAUGACAAGGGUUUCACUGCCAUCCACUUUGCAGCCCAGAGUGGCCAGCUUGUGUGUCUGCAGGUCUUGGUAGAGGAGUACAAGUUUCCCGUGGACCUGCCCACCAACAGUGGCCAGACAGCCCUGCACCUUGUCAUCCAUGGGGACAACAAGUCCAUGGCCCUCCCCUGCAUUCACUAUCUACUUAAGCAGGAGGCAGACAUCAACCACCAAACAUGCAAUGGCUCCACGCCCCUGCACUUGGCAGCCCAGGAGGGCCUGCUGAGCUGUGUGAAGAUCCUCGUGCAAAAUGGUGCCAAUGUCCAUGCCCAAGAUGGUGUGGGCUGCAAGCCCAUCGACUACUGCAAAAUAUGGAACCACCGUGUCUGUGCCCGGUUCCUGAAGGAUGCCAUGUGGAAACAGGACAAGAAGGACUUUGCCUGUGAGAUGGGGAAACUGAAGAAGCUCAAGGACCAGCUGGCCCUCAUGAAGCAGAACUACCUGACUGAGUAUCAAAAAGAGCACCAAAUUCUAAACGAGGCUGAUUUCAAGAAAUGGCUCCAUUGCAAGCUGCCACUCCGAAGCACCAAGCAAGAGCCCAGUGCCCCAUGCUGGUCUAUUGCCUUCUCCGAGACCCCCAACCACCAGGGAUUGGGGCCUCCCAAAAGCUUCCACCCUUCCCCGGAGGCACACCUGCGACAGACACCGCGGCCUAGGAUGCAGCCCUUGGUGAUACCCAAGUCCAUUUAUACAAAGCCCACUGUCAGGCGGCCCAAGUUGUGGAAUAUCAGUAACAACCCUGCCAGAUCCCCCACCACCCAGAUUGGCUACCCACAGGGCAUCCGCCUGGGUGUGCAUCCAGACCUCAGCUCAGAGCAUGACUUCCGCAGCUUCCUGGAUGUGAGGUCUGAUGGGCAUGGUGGGACACAGCUGCGCACGGUGGCUGGCAACCAGGUGGCCCCUGUGCCCCAGCUGCCUUUCGAGGUGAUAGUCCACGAGCUGUACCCUUCAGUGCGGCCCUACAGGAUGAAGGUGCCCCAGGGCUUUUGCUCUGUUAGCCUGAGUAAUGUGCCUUGGAAACGACGCUUGGGUGAUGACAGCUCCUGGACAGACACCCUGGCCAUGAACCUGCGUGAGACAUUUGACGACGCCUUCCUGGCAGCUGUGAGAGCCCAUCAAGGGUCCCUUACUCUGCCCUCCCCCAAGCCCUCCCCAUAAAUUUUGGUAGCCUCUCAACCUGAGGCAGCACAUGAAGGCUGAAGUGUGGUGAUUCAUGCUGCAGAUAGAGAGGGAGGGGGAGGCGUGCCCACUGGCUUGCCAUUCCCAAGCUCGAGGUUGGAGGCCCCUCUCCCCAGCAAAAGCCCAGAUCCCUUCUCUCCACAAAGAAAUCUUUUGGGACACUCCAGGGGAUCCAAGUUAGGGCAGAGGCCCAAAGCUCAGAGUGGCAGUCAGUCUCUGUCCUUGGCCAUAGCAUUUUCAAAGUGACACUCUAGUAUCCCCCCACCCGAUCCCCCAAAAAAUCCCCAGCCCAGCAGAGACAAGGCUUCCAGGAUGAGGGAGCUACUGGGAAAUUCUGCCUCUUGUUCAGAUCAACUCCUUCCUGCUGCUGGCCAUAAGCCUCACUUUUCCUCUCCAGACCCAGAGUCGGGUAGAAGACAGCAUGCACUUCCCUGCCACUAUGGUUUCUGCAGCUCAAGGAGGCAGAGGCGGUGAUGGCAUAUCUGGGGGGAGGGAGG